UCAGAUGCGGGUUACUCGAAUCGUGUAAGUAGGUACCGAGGACCAGACUUUCAACCCUAGAUCCGGUUAGAUCCAAUUCAAAUACAGAUUCGAUCCGUUGCACACCCCCUAUUGCAAAUAACACAAACGUUACAAUAGUUGGUAGAGGAUGGGCAAAUCAUUAAGCAAAGAUGCAUAGAACUUAGAAUAUCAAAUGUCAUUUCAAAAUGGAAAAAAUUAAAUAUCCUCCAUGAAAAUUUCUCUCCUCAGUCACUUACGUGGGCUCGUGUAGGAGUGACAACACCAUGGUCAGUGGGCCUUCCCGAGUUACUGGAUCGCGGAUGAGUCAACCCGGGCCUCAUCCAUAGCCCAUAACCGAAACUUGUGGCUCUCCCGUUGUCAGUCGAUGAUCUUUUCCCGCUCUCCCGCCGCCGCCGCCGUCUCCGCUCCGCUGCUUUCCAAUUUCACUGCUGCGUCGUCUCCAUCGAUGCUGCCAGUUCUUUCUAGUUUCCAUCCACCAUGAACCAAUCCCCAUCUCUAUUCCGCCCGUUGAGCUCCUUCUCCGUCUCUACAGUUCCCUCUGUCCCAACACGCAGAGUCUCCAAUGUGUCGGGGUUUCGCUCUGAUCGCCGCCAUUACAGUUGCCGCUCUCCGCUCCGCACCGCCAGAUGCGUCAACGCUGACGUCCCUGUGGCUGCAGAAGCCAUGACGGCAGCGCCUUCUUCCCCGACCGGGGAAAAUCGCGUGAUCGCGUCCAAGACGAAGAAGGGAAAGGGGGAGCUGGAGAUCUUGGAGGAAAAUAUUGAGAAGGUCGUGUAUCGUUGCCGGUUUCUGGCGAUUCUUGCUGUCUUCGGUUCCUUGAUUGGAUCAUUCUUAUGCUUCAUCAAGGGUUGCGUAUAUGUUGGAACUUCGUUUAUGCAGUAUUUCGCCACUCGUGGAAAAGUGAUCAUAUAUCUGGUAGAGGCCAUAGAUGUCUAUCUAUUGGGGACGGUAAUGCUAGUUUUUGGGAUGGGUCUUUAUGAGCUCUUUGUUAGCAACCUCAGCCCUUCAAAGACGUCACCAGGAGAAACAAUGGCAGAUCGAUCUAAUCUGUUUGGCAUGUUCACCUUGAAGGAGCGGCCUAAAUGGUUAGAGGUGAAGACUGUGAACGAGCUGAAAACCAAGCUCGGCCACGUGAUAGUGAUGCUCCUUCUGAUUGGUUUUUUCGAGAAGAGUAAGACGGCAGCUAUACACUCCCCUCUAGAUCUGCUAUGCUUUGCAGCUUCUGUGCUUUUAUGUUCUGGUAGCCUUUUCUUGUUAUCCAAGCUUAGCGACUCGAAAUCAGGUCAUUUCCUUGCCUAAUGAACCCAUAACAGAGGGCUUAAAAGGGAUGUAAGUCAUGGAUGUAUAUAUGUAGAUUUCAGGAAUGUAUUAUGGACAUGGAUUACAAAUGUAAUGCUCUCCUAUCUUCUCUAUCUAUACAGUCCUAGCUUAUCCACUAUUCGGAACUCAACCAUUUCUUAAUUUUGGUGGAAGAAUGAUUUUCUGCAUCUAUAUGUGAUAGGAAAGGGGUUAGAGUCGAAUAGAACUGAAACCUGUGC
This is a messenger RNA of Linum trigynum, 1559 nucleotides long. The record is from the annotation of a GenBank genome assembly. NCBI's taxonomy places the organism in Eukaryota, Viridiplantae, Streptophyta, Magnoliopsida, Malpighiales, Linaceae.